This is a messenger RNA of Pimephales promelas (fathead minnow), 8451 nucleotides long. It is a transcript of the gene cspg4ba, whose product is annotated as chondroitin sulfate proteoglycan family member 4Ba. NCBI's taxonomy places the organism in Eukaryota, Metazoa, Chordata, Actinopteri, Cypriniformes, Leuciscidae. Gene Ontology annotation, biological process: anatomical structure morphogenesis. The record is from RefSeq and is a predicted model, not a curated record.
UGCUAGUGCUCAGAAAACAAGUUACUUUGGGAAAAGAUUUUAAAGUGAGGAGUUACCGAGCUGCUAUGAAUUUGCUAACACAAUGACUUUAAAACAAGCUCUUUCUCUAUUUCAAGCGGAAUGAACACUCUGCAUUGAUGUUAAAAUGAGAACGAUCCUUUUAAACGGACUACUCUUGAUCUUUGUCGGAAUCGCACAGGGGGCUUCGUUCUUUGGUGAUGGAUUUGUGCAGUUAAAAGGGACAGAGACGUCUAGCCGUAACACACUGCACGUUCGUUUCCGCACCUCCAGCCUGAAUGGCCUGCUUUUCCUGGCUGCAGGGCAGAAUGAUUUCCUGUUGCUGGAGAUGAACGCUGGCAGACUGCAGGUAAGGAUGGAUCUGGGCUCUGGAGAGCAGGUCCUUCUCUCAGACAGUGGAACCCAGCUAAAUGAUCUGGCCUGGCACACUGCAGAGCUUCUCCAUGAGUUAUAUAAUGUCACACUGACUGUGGACAACCACUCCAAGACCAGUCUGCGAAUGCCAGGCCCAGAGCGAGAGCUGCACAUCAACGAUGGCCUUUAUGUGGGUGGUACUGGAGGUUUGGAUCAGGCUUAUCUUUCCAGAGAUCUCAAUGGCUUCCGUGGCUGCCUCGAUGAAGUAAUAUUUAAUCAGCACAAUCUCCUUUCAUCACUGAGGCCCUACUCUGGGUACAAGAAUGUCUAUGAGGUUUCCCUAGGAUGCAGCCCUCAGUUCUUUGCCAAUGAAGAUGACCCAAUCAGUUUUUUCAGCUCACAGGCUUACAUAUCCCUUCCACCUUGGACAGCACAACAUGAGUGGGCUUUUGAAUGCUCAAUACACACGUCAGCUGAAGAAGGGAUCGUCAUGUACAGCUCAGCUCGACAAGGAGAUUUUGUCGCCCUGGAGAUCCAGAAAGGUCACCUUGUUGCCGUGGUUGGUAAAGAUGGAAGUAAAACAGAACUACGUUCCCUCACCUUCACUAGUGACAAUAAAUGGCAUGUCAUUAAGCUCUUUUUCACUCCAAAAAGUCUCCAACUCACAGUAGAUGGAGAGACUGUAAAGUCCACAAUUAGCUCCAGAUCAAAAUCCUUUUAUCCGAAAGGUUUCCUUUUCCUUGGUGGAAUCGAUGACGGCACACGUUCUGAGGUCAGAAAGGUCGGUCUUUCCUCUGUAGCAGGGAAGCGUAUUAAAGGUGGCUCCUUCAAAGGAUGCUUCAGAGACAUUAAAAUAAACUAUGCCAAAAUGGGUCUUCCCAAUGCUGUGGUAACCAAAGACAUCUCUGUUGGCUGUGAUCCUGAAAAGGAGCUGGAAAUAAGCACCACAGUGGGCCCAACAACCCUUCCUAUGACCCUCGUUGACUCUGUCACUCAGCUGCCCACAGAUGUGUCCACCCUAGCCAAAGGUCUUGUCAAAAACUAUGGACACAAUUUUCUACAGCUUAGGAACCUUGUUGUCCCGGAAGGGGGUCGAGGAGCCUUGGAUUCUAAGCAUAUUAAAGUGAACCUCGAUUUCAAGAAGCUUGGCAUUCGUCAGUCUCAGAUCAUAUUUAGGAUUGAAGAGCAGCCGGUGCAUGGUCAACUUAGGCUUGAUGUAGACCAGGAGCAGGCUGAGCAAACAUUCAGCAUGCUGGAUUUGUGGCACGGCAGGGUGAUGUACAUCCAUGGGGGAUCUGAAGACCCACAGGACUACUUCAUGUUCUCUGUAUUCUCCAGUAGCAGAAAGGAAGUGCCAAGCUAUCUGAAAGGACACAAGCUGUACCGGUAUAAUGUCACCGUCACGCCAACCAAUGACGCUCCGGAGUUGAGUCUACCUGAGGGGAAUCUGUUUGUUCUUCUGGAGAACUCCAAGAAGAGGCUGACCACUGAUGUUCUGAAAGCCAUAGACAUUGACAGCAAUUACACAGACCUUGUUUAUUCUGUGUUAGGGAACCUUAAUUCUGAUGCAGGGUAUUUGGAGAAUGAAGACAAUGCAGGUACACCAGUAACUUCUUUCUCCCAUUCAGCUCUUGUAGAGGGAAAGAUAUAUUACAUCCACACGGGUGUGAGGAACUCUAGGAUUGUUUUAAGAGUCAGUGAUGGAGAGAAGGUGAGUAACACAGUGGUGCUUAGAAUCAUGGCUGUGGAACUUGAGUAUAAAAUCUCCAAUAACACGGGUCUGGAAGUGACUCAAGGAGAGAUGUUUCUGUUAAGCACCAACCAACUGGCCGUCUGGACCAAUGCAUUGAAGCAGGUGGUUGAUAUUCGUUAUGAUGUAAUUGAGCCACCAAAAUUUGGUGAGCUCCAGAGGAUGCACUCAAGUGGAGAGUGGAAAGUCACCAGCUCGUUCUCUCAAAGAGUUCUUGAAAAGGAGCGUUUGAGGUACCUCAGCACCCACCAGUCCAUUCAAACAAGUAAUAGCACUGACCACUUCAAGUGUAAAGUAACUGUGGCCUCCAGAGCUACUGAAGAACUGGUGUUUCCCAUAAAGGUGAAGUGGAUAUACUACACAAUAGAGAACAAUGAACCUGUUGAGCUGGACAAAAUUACAAGAGCUGUAAUUGACCCUGAGCAUCUGUAUGUAACAGCACACGGUGUAAGCUUGUCUGAGGAUAAGCUUUGUUUUAGAUUGUUGACUUUACCAAAAAGAGGAAUAAUUGAAGUGGAUAAUGCCAAGUUAGAUGUGAAUUCCACAUUUUGUCAAAGGGACAUCACAGAUCUGAAAGUCGAAUACAAACUUGUGGAAAGAUCAUACGAGGACACCAGGGAUGAAUUUGUUUUUGAUGUAUUCUCAAAGCAUGCACAUUCUGCUAGUCACAUUUUUAAAAUCAAUAUUAAAGCAGAUGUCAACAGCAUUUUCUUGACAAACAAUGGGCUGUCACUUCUUGAAGGUGAAAGAAAACUCAUCACAAAGGAUGACUUGUUUGCUGAAACGCUUAGCACUACGGAGAUUUACUACACGAUCACAAAGAUGCCGCAACAUGGUAAGCUAAUGCGAAUCAACUUGUCCAACUCUACCAAAGCCUUUGACAAUAUAAUGUCCUUUACCAAUCAGGACGUUCUUGAGGAGCGAAUUAUGUACGUUCAUGAUGACAGUGAAACAGCUCUUGAUAGUAUUACCUUCACAGCCUCCACAGGCCCAGUAACAAAGCUUCCUAUAAGGGAUAAUGACAUUGGUUCCAAAGAAGGCAUCUUUAACAUCUCGAUACAGCUGAUUAAUGAUGAGAAACCCAUCCGCAUUGUAGACAAAGUAUUUAAUGUUGUCAGAAAUGGACAGAGAUUACUCACACUCGAUGACCUGCGCUACCAUGAUGCAGAUUCAGACUUUAGUGAUGGGCAGCUUGUCUACACCCGGCGUGGUAUCCCAAUGGGGGAUUUGGUUCUUGUGAAUGACACUUCACAUAAGCUGUACCAGUUUCGCCAAGAAGACUUGGAACAGAAACGAGUGCUGUUUAUUCACCAUGGGAUGAACUCUGGCCGUUUUGUCCUUUUUGUGUCAGAUGGCAAGCACUAUGUGUCCUCUCUGUUGGAUAUUAGCACACAGGAUGCUUAUUUAAAAACUGGCAACAACACAGGCCUGUUGGUUCAAAAAGGGCAAGCCAAGACACUUAGUAAUGCAAACUUUAGCGUGGAUACAAAUCUUGACAUCCGAAAUGACAAUGAAAUAAUAUUUAAAGUCCAAGAGCCUCCAAAACAUGGAAGCCUGUAUUUAAAAGACAGCAAGACAGAGUCAUUCACCCAGAACGACCUGAGAAAUGACUACUUGUCCUAUCAUCAUGAUAACAGUAAGAAUCUUGUUGAUGUUUUUACACUCCUGGUGGAAGCAAAGGACCUACGGCUUGAUGUUAAAAUCCAUGUGAAAGUGUACCUGGAAAGCCAUCAAAGGCCACCCAUCCUCCUUCAUAAUAAAACUUUGCUGGUGGAUGAGGGGAAACCAGUCAAGAUUGAAAGCAGUAAACUCAAGGUGACUCAUGAGGCUAGUUCAUCUUCAGAAAUAACUUUCACCAUCAAAGUUCCUCCAUCUCAUGGCUAUUUACGGCAGUUUAUUGAGAGUAAAUAUCAGUACCAAGGAACACUAGAGGAUCCAUUAGUGACCUUUUCCCAGCGAGAUGUUAAUGAUGGCAACAUUCAGUAUGUACAAGUGGCACCUGGCCAAGAAAGUGAUUCAUUCACCAUGGAGGCCAGCAACGGGGUCGCAGAGGUCAGUAACAUCAUCAUGUCUGUGGAUAUCAUCCCAUGCCUUAUACCCAUUGAGGUGUCCAAUGUCACUCUGAAGGAAGGGGCAUCUAAAGCUCUCACAGAUGACAUCAUCAGAGUAAAAAAUCCACAUUUCUCUGGCCUUAAUUUUGUGUACUACAUCUCAGAGGGUCCCCUGCAUGGCCGCAUUGAGAAUUCACGUUUCCCAGGGAUUUCCACAACUUACUUUACAAGGAAGCAGGUGGAGCAAGAAUUUAUUUAUUAUGUCCAUGACAACACAGAGACCUCGGAGGACCGCUUUACUGUCACAGCAAAUGACACAGACCUGCGAAAACACAGUGCACCAUGGACUGUGCAUGUCCAGAUCACAGCCGUCAAUGACGAGCCUCCAGUCAUUACAGCCAACAGGGUACUCAGGGUGUGGGUUGACUCUGUCACAGAAAUCACCAAUGAGGAUCUGAAUGCUGAAGAUGAGGACACGAUCCCUGAGCAGAUGGAGUACAUCAUUACCCAACCCAGCAAUGGUCAUCUGGCUCUGAAGACUGCCCCUAACAGGCCCAUUAUGAACUUCACUCAAGCUCACAUUGACCAGAGACAACUGCUUUUUGUACAUAGUGGCCCAAUGGCAGGAGGCUUUAACUUCCAAGUGAACGAUGGUGUUAACUUUGCUCCCAGACAGAUAUUCAGUAUUACAGCUCGUGCCCUGGUUCUUACUCUAGAGAAGGCUGGACCUCUUAAGGUGUUUCCAGGCUCCAUUUGCUUGAUUUUAAACAACAUUCUUCAGGCCGUAACAAAUGAUGAUUCUGGCAUCACAAAUCGGACCAUUUAUUUUACUGUGAUCAAUCCCCCGAAAUUUGGAAAACUGGUCAAAUUGCAGGCAGACAAGACCACAACAGAUAUUUCAUCAUUCACACAACAAAUGGUGGAUGCGAGUGAAGUAGCAUAUCAGCAAAGUCAUGGGACCUCUUUGGGAUGGGCAGCACUAGAUAAGUUCUCUUUUACUGUGUCAUCUCCUCCUGCUACGCUUGAAACCCAGACGUUUGACAUUGACAUUUCAUACGAAAAUGUUGGACCGGAACAAAGUUCUGUGCUUCUUAAAAAUAAAGGUGUGGAGGUAUCUGAAGGAGAUAAAGUGCUAAUUGACAAAUCAAUGCUGGACGCAUCCAAUCUUAUAACUAAACAACCUGAAUCUAAGCGCAGUUCUUAUGAGGUUUGGUACCAGGUCACAUCUCUCCCACAGCAUGGUGUCAUCGUCGUUGGGGAACGAAAUCUUACAAAAGAAAAGCCCAAUUUUUCUCAGUUCAUUCUGAAUAAGUACGGAAUCACAUACCAUCACGACAACUCCGAGACCACCCAUGACCAUUUUGACUUUGAUGUGUAUCUCAACCUAAAGAGCAAACCACCACCCCGCACCCUAGAUACAGAGGUCGUGUCAGAAACAUUCAACAUCACUAUAAUCCCCAGAAAUGAUCAACCACCUGUUCUACAGACCAAAACCCCCAGCCUCAAAGUUGUACAGGGGGACACCAUAGCUAUCGGACCCAACAACUUAAGGGUGGUUGACCUGGAUAACCCACCAUCUGAAAUCCAAUACACUGUGAUAAGCAAACCUACCAAUGGAUUCCUAGCCAUUGCAGAGCACUUGAAUGAGUCCGUGGACUCCUUCUCUCAGGCUCAGAUCAAUAAUGGAGAGGUGUUCUUUGUUCACGAUGGCAGUCCUUUAUCUGGAGCGUUCUACUUCAGCGUCACCGACGGCCAUCAUCGUCCAUUAUAUAAAUUGUUCAAUCUGGAAGUCAUAGAAAUCACUGUUUUGCUUGUUAACAACACAGAGGUGCUACUGGACCAGGGACACACUUCUGUAACACUCACACAGUCACACCUCGCCGCAGUGACCAAUGGUAAAAACAAUACAGUGCACUAUAAAGUCACAGUACCGCCACAGUACGGUAAACUCCUACUGAAUAAUGAGGACGUCACUGUUUUCAGUCAAGAUGAUCUCCAGACGGGAAAGCUAAGAUAUCACAUGGUCAACCUUGAGUCGUCCCAUGAUAACUUUGAGUUUGCGGCCUUCACAACAGAAGCGAACCUAACUAACCAAGUAGUUAAUAUCACCGUGAAACCUCUCAUUAAGUACACAGAAGGGGCAACGUUUCCAAACGGAAUUCGAAUUAAACUGAAGCCACAUUUGCUAAAUGUGUCUGAACUGGCUUUGUUGAGUGCUAAUGACCCAUCAUUUGAAAUAACAUCACCACCUCAGAAUGGCAGGAUUGUCAGGGUGGGCAAGGGAAGAAAAGCCGAAUCUGUGAGAUUUUUCACUUUUAGUGAACUACAGCAAGAUAAACUCUCCAUCGAGUUAAAGGCAAACCUGACGGGCGUCCAUGAAGUAAAUGACUCUUUCGGAUUUGUGCUUAAAGCCGAAAACGUCCAACCUGCCACUGGGAUUUUCGCUUUCAGGAUCGUACCUCAUGUUCCCACUCUGGAGAUGUCAACGAUGAUCCCAAUGUCCACACUCAGACCUGUUUUUCGUAACCAAACCGCUGAAAUUAGUUUGUUUCCAACCUCAACACUUCCACUGGUGCGUACGACGCAACAGGUGACCAAAUCUGGGUCAAGAUUCAAAGGUCGCAACCGUUGGGGUAUUUCAAACGGCAAUGACAUGGGUACGACCAACCUGAAACCAGCCCAUGGGGUGGAGGAGAUUUAUCCCAUAAAUAAUAACCCAGUGAAAGUAGAGUCAGUUUCCCAGACGGGCUUCUCCUCAAAUUCAAUGAUCAUCCUUUUGCCCCUUCUUGCUCUUCUGCUUCUGGUCAUCAUUGUGGUCGUGUCAGUGCUGCUCUUAAGAAGGAACUGGAGAAAGAAACCAAAGCCUUUAAAGAGUACAUCAGGUCCUCCAGCUCAACCGAACAACUCGUCCCAUCAAGACCAGCUACAGUGGCCUGCAACUGUCCCCAUUGUAACCGUCACUCCUCUUACUCCAAGAAACGCUGGAAGUUCAGCCAUAACUAGACUUCAACCUGGAAUUAAAGACUCCUAUUAUGGGCAAUCUGUGUCUCUGUGCUCUAUUGAAGACCUAGAGCCUGAAGUUUCACAGCUUUGCAGGACCACCAACCCCACCCUGCGAAACAAUCAGUACUGGGUAUGACCUUCAGAUUCAUCUCUGUAAUCUCUGAUAAUCACUGACUGAAAUGUGAUUGAAACAUUACAUUUUCUAGUUAUGUGGCCCCACAAGACUCAAUUAUCUAUUUGGUUUUUGCGUAUACAUGUACUUGCAGCCUUGAUGUUUGCAAGUAUUGUUCAUGAUCAGCAUUUUCCCAAGAACUUAAAAACUAGAGAGGAAAACAUCCAGAUGAAAAUUUGGGAGACAGAUAUAUUCUUCUGUAUUGUGCAUCUGUUGUUGAUUAGAUGGAAGCAGAUCUGAACACAAGUUUGUGGUCAAAUUUUAGGAAAGCGGCAGGGUUUAAGUGGUUGAAGUGAUUGGAGAAGUCCAACAUGUGCCACCAAAGAGAAGUGUCCUUUCACCAGAAGAUCGAGUUAUGACAUGUUUUUUUUUAAAAUUACAACCUCAAAACAAAAAUGAAACGUAUACGUGGAUGAAUCAUUUAGAAAAUAGUGUGAAUUUGUGCGAAAUGAUUUUGAAUCCUCAUUGACAAACUUAAGUAUUUGAAAAAGUAUAUACUAUAUUCAAAGACAUUUGUGAAGACACAAGUGAUUCUGGGUGUUUUCAGAGUAAUUUUUGUGUCUACCUCAAAUAACAAUAUAAAAAAACUAUGUAUUACACUGAAUUCAUUUCAAUGGGAUAACAUUAUGUGUUACUAUGUUUUGUAUACUGAAACUAUUUAAAGCUGUAAGGAUAUUUAUUAAUGAUUUUAGAAUUUCUGAAAUAUUAUGACAUAUAUUCCAGCACUGAGAAAAUAUAGGUGUGGUGUGCACACUUCAACAACACUACUAUGUAUAUUUUUGGUAUGUUUUACUGUCGUAAUUGUCGUAAUUGAAUAUUUAUGUAGCCUAAAUGUUUUUGUAUUCUCAGGAACGUCCUCUUAGAAGUAAUACCAUACGUCAUCUUUUAAUUAUGCUGUAGCAUUUUUAUGCCCAAUGUAUUGUACAAAAAAUGCCAAUGUGGAUUUCAAACAACCCGCAAGCUGAAACUAAAUCCAUUCUAUUUACAAGGUUCCGUCCUUCAGCAAAUGUAUAUUUGUCACUGUAUAUUUUUCCUCAUUUAUGAGUGAUUUGUCUGAUACACUGAAUUGUUCUGUCAAUAAAUGGAACAUGUUUUGCAAUCCA